This is a messenger RNA of Staurois parvus, 579 nucleotides long. NCBI's taxonomy places the organism in Eukaryota, Metazoa, Chordata, Amphibia, Anura, Ranidae. The record is from the annotation of a GenBank genome assembly.
AUGUGCCACUUUCAGGUCUCCUCACACUGCUGGUGGGUUCCAUUUUGUCAUAGGGUGCUGGCAGAUUACGGGCCUCCCAUUACUGCUGCCAGGCCCGUAAUCUGCCAUGGGCCCCUGUACCGCCUCCUCAUGCUGCUGCCAGGCCCGUAAUCUGCCAUGGGCCCCCGUACCAACUCCUCAUGCUGCUCCAGGCCCGUAAUCUGUCAUGGGCCCCUGUACCGCCUCCUCAUGCUGCUGCCAGGUCCAGAGUGUCUCAUGGGUCCCUGUACGGCCUCCCAUUGCUGCUGUCUCCAUCGCCACACUCUGCCAUGUGCCACUUUCAGGUCUCCUCACACUGCUGGUGGGUUCCAUUUUGUCAUAGGGUGCUGUAUGGCCUCCCAUUGCUGCUGCCUCCACCGCCACACUGUGGCUCCACACUCUGGUUUUGGCCCCGUGACUGCCCAAAUGAGUGAAGUGUGCGGUGAUUCUAAGAUCGACGGCACUCAUCUGCAUGUCAUACUGACUGACAGUAUUAUUUCUCUUCCCCAGCAGUCUCCAAGGGCAUUUAAAUUAAAGGUACAGUGUUCUGCACUAAUAUAA